UCAGCUGACGAUUUGAGAGAGCGCGUUUUGCUCCCGAAUGAAACUCACCGCUCCAAAAGCGAGCACGCCAAGCCGGUUCUUAGAGGACCGGGUGGACGUCUUUCCAAUCUCGAAUGUGGGGAACGUGGUGGUACUGAAGGCGGUGGAGGACCAGGAGGAGGAAGAAUUGAAGUUCAGUUUUGGAUGAGGAGGUUGGGAGUGAUCAAGGAGUGCUGUUGUAGUUUGGCCAAGGGAGUGGAGGAAAACAAGGUAAUCCCUUCGGUGCCCAGUGAUAGAUUCGAGUUCGUUUUGCUUGAUUGCACGUGAGGCUUUUUGCAAAACAUUAAAUAACACGCUGAGGUGUUUUCACUCUCUCCAUAAAAGUUGGUUUUUGUUGCUGACCACUUUGUGGGAUUUUGAUUACUGUGAAGUGAAACUGAUCAUCGUGGUGGAUAUUCCAAGAAGCGCAAGGCGCCGAUCCCGGACUCCUCUUGUGAUUCCAAUUUUGGCCAUCAAAAGUGGAGCCAAGUUGUCACACGCUUCGCCCCUUUGAGGGGAACUUCAUAAGUGAAUUCACCGUCGUCAGGGCCUCCAAAGUGUUCCAUUUUCAAAAGUCAUCAGUCAUAAUUUAAAAAAAAGAGUCCCCUCAUCCUUGUCCCCAGAAUCAUGAUAAGGAGGAAGAGAGCUCUUUUUUGAUGCCGAGUACGCUUAAAGUGUGUGUGUCUGCAUGCUAGUGUGUGAACAAAUUCGCUAAGCAAUGGAAAAAUGCCUUUGAAUUGAGGUUAAGUGGUAGAAAUAUAUGCGCUCGCGUCUCAACACAAAGAAUUCCCCCACAAUUGACGACAAUGAGUCUGAAUGGGAACAUCCCCGAAACAUCGCGUACGCUCAAUCUAUAGAAAAAGGCAUCCCAUCCUUAAUUUGGAUGAAGGGUGCACAAUGAGGGUCCCAAUCAUAUUGCUCAUCCUCGCCACACUAAAGUGCUCCUGGAUUUCUUGUCAAGGCAUGUUUCCGGAAUUCCGAUUCCUAGACGAACCCGAGGACACUCUGGUCGUGAAAAAUCAGCCGGCAACCCUGAAAUGCUCCGCUGUUGGACCAAGACCGCCAAAAAUAAGGUGGAAACGAAACGGAGAAUUCCUACAGUUCCCGGACUUUAAUGAUCGACGAUAUGUGGAGGAUAUUGAUGGCCGACGACUCCAAUCGGAUGGUUCCUUGUACUUCUCAACCAUCUACCACAAACGGUCUUCGCAGCCAGAUGAGGGCCUUUACCAAUGUGUGGCUUCAGUGGACGGCCUUGGCACCAUUGUGUCGCGGAUGGCCUCGCUUCAAGUCUCAGAGUUGACGCGUUUUGAGACCGAGCCCGAGGAUCAAACGGUGUUUCUGGGCCAAACAGCGGUGUUCCAAUGUUCCAUGACAUCAUUGGACCACACUGAUCUGGAGAUUGUCUGGCUCAAAGACGAUCAGAACCUGUUUCUUGACCAUCGAAUGAAGAUAUUGCCCUCGGGGAUGUUGGCGAUCGCUGAUAUUCGCAUUUCAGAUCGGGCUGAAUAUCGCUGCAACGCCUCAAAUGAAGAGACUUGGAAAUUGAGUCAGAUCGGACAUCUCCGACUCAAUUUAGACAUGGUUUUAAGCAACACCCCAGUCCCACCUAUGUUCAUCGCGAGACCAAAGAACUUGAAAGCUGAGGAAGGCCAAACAUUGACCUUGGAUUGCGCUGCCAAUGGGAUCCCCAAACCUUUCAUCACGUGGCUUAAGGAUGGAUCCACCGUGGACCUCAGUCACUUGGACUCGCGAUUCACCAAGAUUGGAUCGGGCAGCUUACAAAUCAAGAACGUUCAAGUGAACGAUAAAGGCACUUAUCAAUGUCGAGCAGAAAAUUCCGAGGACUCAGUUGAUGCUGGAUCGAUUUUAGAGGUUCGAGUUAAGCCUCGAUUUAUUCGCACCCCCCAAAGUACAGCGGCUGUGGUGAAAGACGACAUUGAACUGGAGUGCGAGGUUUACGGAGUGCCAAAUCCCGUGGUCCAAUGGUAUAAAAAAGGUGAUCUCAUCAUAGAAUCGGAGUACUUCCAGAUUGUCCGUGGGUCCAACCUCAAAAUUCUGGGUCUUGUAGAGCUUGACUCUGGAUUCUAUCAGUGUAUGGCCAGUAAUCCCAUUGGAAAUGUUCAAGCCUCUGCCCAGCUUCUAGUCAAACCACAAGAUUCCAAAUCUUAUAACAACCAUGGGUUUACAUCCAACCACCUGAGGACCCCCUCUGCGUCCCAACCUGACCAGAAAUCUCGUUCCAAUUUAGGUGAGCUCGUCUUUAGGGACACGCCCUCUCCGCCCACGAAUAUUCGGGCCGUGAUUGUGUCGGCGCGUUUCAUCACCCUCUCUUGGACCAAGCCUGCAGUGACCAAUGGACCUCUCUUAGGUUUCUCGGUCUACUAUAAAGAACGUGGAUCCAACAGGGAACGUGUUCUAAAUUCCACUCGAGGAAACCUUGAGGAAUUGAACGUGCAGGGACUUGUUCCGGGAACCAGAUAUAUCAUGCGAGUAGUCGCCCAUAAUGAGCAUGGAGCUGGAGAUUCUUCCCAACCUUUGGAGGUGUCGACACAAGACGAACUUGAUGUUCCUGGACCAGUUUCUCAACUGACAGCUCGUCCAACGUCAUCAUUUUCCAUCUUGAUCUCGUGGGGAAAGCCAUCCUACAGCAACACUUUUGUCACAAGUUACAAGCUCUACUACAGACGGGACGACGAAAUGGAAGUGAAAUCCAUGACCCUGAAUAGCCUCCAAUAUCAUCUCACAGAAUUGCGCGAGUACACGGAGUACACAUUUUGGAUCUCGGCCUUCAAUUCCAAUGGGGAGGGAGCCUUUUCUGAAGAGAUCGUCACUCGGACCUUCUCGGAUGUGCCCGCGGAUCCGCCUCAAAAUGUGACAUUGGAAGCGGAUUCCUCGAAGUCUCUCAUCAUUCGAUGGGAACCUCCUCCCAAGGAAUCGCAAAAUGGUAUUUUAACGGGCUAUAAAAUCCGCUGGAGGCGGAAAGGCAAGGGUAAAAGUGACAUCUUUACCACCGACGGAAGCCGUCGACUUUUUGCCAUCACGGGUCUAGACAAUGGCCAAGAGUAUCAGGUCAAAAUAUCAGCCAUUACCGUGAAUGGAACGGGUCCAGCCACACCUUGGAUGUCGGAACGCACUUUUGACACCGAUCUGGAUGAAUCGGUGGUGCCCAACCCUCCAAAUUCUUUGAAGGCAAAGGCCUAUGAUAGCAGGAUCGAGAUCUCUUGGACACCUCCUCGAGAUAACAAGAUACUCGUUCGAGGUUAUACCAUUGGCUGGGGUAAAGGCAUCCCAGAUGAAUAUACGAAGGUGGUAGACGACAAACAGAGGGACUUUGCCAUCAAAGGGUUGAAGCCCAACUCCGAAUAUGUGAUUAGUUUACGAGCUUACAACAACAUCGGGGAUGGUCGACCCAUUUAUGAGACCAUUCGCACCAGCGACGAGAUUCAUGACGAACCCCUGUCCCCGUUCUCUCCCCCCAUCAAACUUCACGCACGAAUUUUGUCGUCAAAAACAGCAUUGCUUACUUGGUUGGACUCUUCGUUGCCUAAGAACCAAGUGAUCCCGGAUCAUCGGUAUUACAUUGUGCGGUACACCUCUGUCAAGACCUUAAGCACCAACAAACCCCGGCACGAAUAUCGAAACUCGACCGAUCUGAACGUGAUGAUUGACAAUUUGAGACCCAGUACGGAAUACGAAUUCACCGUCAAAGUUGUCAAAGGCCGUAGACAAAGUCGAUGGAGUCUUGUGGCGUUGAACCACACCGAAGAGGCAGCUCCGGGUUCACCCCCUCGUGAUUUGUCCUUGCGGUCCAAAUCUGGCGAUCCAGAGACCGUUGUUUUGAGCUGGAGAGCACCCAAAAUCCCCAACGGCCAAAUCAACGGUUAUGUGAUUCAUUACACCAUCGACAAACGGGCCGAGGAUCGGGAUUGGUAUGUGAAGCCGUUGCUUGGGGAUCAUACGACCACCACCAUCUCCAACCUCGUGCCGAGCACCAAAUAUUUCUUCAAGAUCAGCGCCCGGAAUAGUAAGGGUAGCGGUCCAGUCAGUCUUGUCGCUUCUUACACCACCCCCAGGGGCAUGAUUGGGGAUUAUAGUGGUUCAGAAUCCAAUCCAGCCAACCAAGAGAUUUCGCCGGUGAUUUUGUACGCAGUGGCGGGUGUGGCCUCGGGUAUCAUUAUUCUAGUCGUCAUUGGAGCCGUUUUUGUGGUGCUCCGUUGUACUCGCAGCAAUAGUUCCGCUCCAGGACCUUCUGGUCAAGGAAAUAAGCGCCAAAACCAUAAUGGUAAUAAACCCUAUCUCAACGGUGAAAUUGGAUCCCAAAGAGACAAGUUGAACCCACCUCCACCCGAUCUUUGGAUUGGGCACGAUCAACUUGAACUCAAAGCCAUGUCCGACGUGGACCCGGACGAGACUGGUGAAACGUCCAUAGCUCGGUCCACCCCGAUCGAUUAUGCCAGUGGUCGGUCCAUGUCUUCGAUAGACCGUGGUCGUGGUUAUGGUAUGGCCUAUUCUGAUGGUGGAACCGAGUCCGAGGUUUCUUUUUCGUUGGCGGGUUCGAGUAUUUGUCGGGGUGUUUCCAUCAACAAGUCAAAGAGGAUCAAAGGAGGUGCUGCCCAUGGCUCGAAUAAAUCAAGUAUUAAGAUUGCUGCCAUUAAUGGGAAGCCUAGAGUCCAAAGAUACCUUAGUCAUGAGUCUGUGGCAUCAUCGAUACCCGGGCAACCAAACGGAGCCCCCGGGUCCACCUCAAGUACCUAUAUCCGCUCUCAGUACAGUUUGAACCCCCCUCCGCCCUUGGGUUCGCCUGACGAUCUCCCCCCUCCGGGUUACGCUCCCUCGGAUGCGCCUUCCACCAUAGAAGACAAUUCUGGCUGGGGUGCCAAUACCACUGCUUCCUCAAUCGACGGUGGCUCUCAAAUGGGCAUGGCCAACGGGACUUGCUCAAUUGCAGUGGCUCCGCCCAUGUUACCUCCCACCUACCUGAGCUCGGCAAUGUCAACUUCGAGUGGUGACAGUUCCUCGGGAGGAAGCCGACAAUCCAGUUCAAACCACUCUCAGCCCAUGAAGAGCUUUUCCCAUAUAAUCCCUGGGGCCAAUCACCAACACCACCAUCACCACCACCAACCACAACCAAAGAACAUAGUUCGACCUCAACCUACGAGUCCGUUCAAACGGCCACUGCUUUCCGGGUUCGCAUCCUCAUCCUCUCCCCCUGGAUCCAGUGAUUCAUGCAGUUCCAAAGCGGAUCCAGAUGGCACACCGAUGCAUUCUGGGCAACUUCCGGCUCUCGGAUUGAUUCGAUCACCUGAUAUCCUCAACUCAUUAAGUCAUCAAAUCACACCGUCAUUGAGUACAGAAGAACUCAGAGAAGAAAUGAAGAACUUGGAAGGGCUCAUGAAGGAUCUCAACACGAUCUCAAAGUCAAGCCAAGGCACCAAUAUUCAUCGGUAUCCAUGCUGAGUCAGUCAAAAAUAGCAAUCCUUUCAUAAUUGAUGUCAACAAAGCUGUUGUUUCUUUGAUAUCCAUCCUUCCAUGUGUCCCCGUUUCUUGUUUACUCUGUUCGCCUUCUCGUCCAUGAUCAAAAAUUCAUACAGAUCACUUUCCCCAA
This is a messenger RNA of Tigriopus californicus, 5623 nucleotides long. RefSeq names its product neogenin-like. Gene Ontology annotation, cellular component: membrane. Gene Ontology annotation, biological process: cell-cell adhesion. The record is from RefSeq and is a predicted model, not a curated record. The transcript is spliced from 18 exons. Bases 835 to 5475 code for a protein of 1546 amino acids. Gene Ontology annotation, molecular function: protein binding. NCBI's taxonomy places the organism in Eukaryota, Metazoa, Arthropoda, Copepoda, Harpacticoida, Harpacticidae.